AUGAAUGCGAUCAACCCCCAAGACCUACCCGACCGCGUGCUCGGUGCCAUCAUCAGCGGUUUCGGGAUCUCUUAUUUCUUUGUUUUUCUCCUGCAGUUUCUCCUAUUCCACUUCCCCUCGUCCCAAGAGGCCAUUCCAGAAGCUCUCGCGGUGAUUGCGUUUGGUACAGCGGCAAUUCCGACCAUUAUCUUCCUUUUCCCAGCUCAGCCGUGGCUACAGCUUGGAUAUACAUCGGCUUUGGCUGUCAUCGCGAUUGGAAGCCUACCUCAAAAGCUCCUAUGUGAUGUCAACAACCAGAAAUCUCUAGACACAUCUUCCAUUCAUCUAGCAUCGGUGAUCAUGUUGUCUUUGACGCCGACAAUUCAUGCCCUGGCCGAGCCAGUAACCGGCGCUUCGCCAUUGGCGAUUGCUUUUGGUCGAAUGGUCAUCAUCGGUUCACUGUCUUUCGCGUUUUACUUUCUUCAGCCACUGGAGCGCAUCGGCCUUGCCAGGAUAUGGCAGCUCAGUUUCCACGGGAUGCACAUGAUGUUGACGUUCAGCCUCGUGGCGUAUUCCAAGGCAGUGAUGCAAGCCGCAGUUGCUCGCAUGUAA
Molecule: messenger RNA, 591 nt
Organism: Penicillium longicatenatum
Lineage: Eukaryota; Fungi; Ascomycota; Eurotiomycetes; Eurotiales; Aspergillaceae
Exons: 2
Coding region: 1-591 (196 amino acids)
Source: RefSeq, a predicted model, not a curated record